CGAGGGGGUGGCCUCCCAGGCGACAGAGGGCGGGCUCGGCCCGGGUUCUCUCCCCGCCUCCGGCCCCGGCGCCGGCCCGGUCCUCUCGCCUUCCCCAGCGUGGGUGACUUUGAGCCGGCGUGAGUCGCAGGCUCCGCGCGGCCUCUCCCCGCCCCGCCCCCAUGCCCGUUAUGGCGGCUCCGGGCGCCGCUGCCACAGCUUCGCAGCUUCUCUGCUGGAGAAGCCUGCGUGUGAUAAGCCACAGACGGGAGAGACUGGAAAAAUCAGCAGAGGGAAGGCGCUAGAAUGAAGAGGGAUUAGGAAAAGCUUCCUGAAGAAGGUGGGCUGUGCAGGAAGCCAGGGGACAGAGAUGAGGAGGAAGGGCUCUGCAGGCAUGGGGUACAGCCCACGUCGCUGGAUGGCAGAGGACACAGAGGUCCCUUUUCUCCGAUGUGCCCAGAGAACAUUUGCUUCCCAGACCUCGGGGGAGCUCAAAGUGACUCAGAUCCUAAAAGAGAAGUUUCCUCAGGCAGCAACUAUCAAGGUCACAGACAUUUCAGGUGGUUGCGGGUCCAUGUAUGAAAUACAUAUAGAGUCAGAAGAAUUUAAAGACAAGCGUAUUUUACAGCAGCACCAGAUGGUGAACAAGGCGCUAAAAGAAGAGAUUAAAGAGAUGCACGGGCUGAGAAUCUUCACGUCGGUCCCAAAGCACUGAAGCCUUGCUGGGAGCCUGGGACUGCCGCUGCUGCUGCCGCUGCCGCUGUGAUGGUGUCCCGGGAGGGGACGGAUGCCGUUUUCCCACAGCGUUUGCCCUCCACGGUCUCCUGUAGCUUCUGGCCGUCUCCGUGCUCUCGUGAUUGAGGAGUGUUUGGGCUGUUCAGAUAUUCAUUAAAGACAAAAGACUCCCAUGACUUUGGAAACCUUCUUUUUCUGACCAAAGUCAUUAUCUUUCUCUGCUGACUGUCCCUGGCACUGUCCAGGGCCACACACUAGUACCGGAGACCAGAACUGAUGUGUCCAUCUACUCGGACUCGUAGGAUCGUGUUAUUACCCAAGGGAAGGCCACACCCAAGCUCCUUUUAGGUUCCCACCUGUUGCUUACAGGGGAAUGCACCAAUUGAAGCUCAUUUAAUAAAACAUGGAGAUCACGAGUCACCUCA
This is a messenger RNA of Phascolarctos cinereus (koala), 1139 nucleotides long. RefSeq names its product bolA family member 3 (gene BOLA3). Lineage: Eukaryota; Metazoa; Chordata; Mammalia; Diprotodontia; Phascolarctidae. Gene Ontology annotation, cellular component: mitochondrial matrix. The record is from RefSeq and is a predicted model, not a curated record.